Molecule: messenger RNA, 825 nt
Organism: Talaromyces stipitatus ATCC 10500
Lineage: Eukaryota; Fungi; Ascomycota; Eurotiomycetes; Eurotiales; Trichocomaceae
Product: amino acid transporter, putative
Exons: 2
Coding region: 1-825 (274 amino acids)
Biological process (GO): transmembrane transport
Cellular component (GO): membrane
Molecular function (GO): transmembrane transporter activity
Source: RefSeq, a predicted model, not a curated record
AUGUCGGAAGAAAUCAGAAAUGCGUCAAGGGUUGUCCCAGGAGCCAUGAUUUUCAGCCUAGUUGUCAAUGGAGUGCUUGGAUUUGGUAUACUGAUAGCCGUUCUUUUCUGUCUUGGUGACGUCGAUGCCGUCCUCGCCUCUCCCGCAGGAUAUCCGUUCAUGGCUGUCUUUCAGGAGGGGGUAAAAUCUCUCGGCGGAGCAACAACAAUGUCAGCAAUAGUCACGAUACUAGUCGGCUGUGCGAGCAUCUCUGUCGUUGCUUCUGCUUCUCGAAUGACGUGGUCUUUUGCGCGUGAUCGAGGCCUCCCCGGGUGGAGAUGGCUCACCAAGCUCCAUUCCAAAUCCUCCAUCCCAGUGGUUGCCAUUGCUCUCACAACCACAAUAUCAUGCUUGCUUAGCCUGAUCAAUCUCAGCUCAGCAGUCGCAUUCAACGACGUGGUCUCGUUGACCGUCGACGGGCUAUAUACCUCAUAUUUUAUCGGCAACAGCCUUCUGCUGUGGCGGCGUGCGACAGGCCAAAUCAAACCGUACAGUGAAAACGACGAGACCUCUCGUGGGCCGAUCAACGUCGCUAAUGCGGAGUAUUUGACCUGGGGUCCUUGGAAGAUUCCGGAGCCAUUCGGUACAAUAAUCAAUGCGACUAGCUGCGUAUAUAUGAUUGUUGUUAUUUUUUUCAGCUACUGGCCCACUUCCGUCGAUCCAACACUGUCUACGAUGAAUUUCAGCUCCCUUAUGGUUGGAGCCACGGGUAUCCUUUCGACAUUAUACUAUAUAUUUUGGGCAAGGAAGGUGUACAGCGAUCCGAUUAUUGAAAUUGAGUAUUGA